UAUAACCUUUACUCUAAUUUUCAUCUGUUAGUUCAGACCACAGUUUCGUUACUCCUUAGACGAUAGAUAAUCUGCGCUUUAUCUUGUGAAUGUGCCUAUUGAAUAAUAAACAUUUCUUGAUUUCGUUAUUUCUGACGGUGACUCCUAUUUACCAUUAAUUCUACGGCUGUAAAUAUGGAUUCAUUACGUGAACAAGUAAUGAUAAAUCAAUUUGUGUUAGCUGCUGGUUGUGCUCGAGAACAAGCUAAACAAUUACUGCAGGCAGCUCAUUGGCAGUUUGAGACCGCACUUUCAAUAUUCUUCCAAGAAGUUGCUAUACCGUCAGCGAAUGGUAUUGCAACACAACAUUAUCCGCAGUUGAUGACUCCAUGCAACACACCGGCAACUCCGCCAAAUUUCCCAGAUGCUUUAGCAGCCUUUUCACGGCUAUCAACUACAGGAAGCCCUAGCAACACAGGUGGAGGCGGCGUCAGCGGCCUGGCGCCGCCUGUCUCGCCCCUCGCCACGCACCCUCCAGCACAACCUAACACAUUCUCCACUGCAAAUCAGCAGACUAAUAAUUAUACACCGCUUUCUUGCUCAACUGCGGUGUGCAGAGAACACAUGCCAAGAUAAAUUGUAAAUGUA
Molecule: messenger RNA, 627 nt
Organism: Pieris napi
Lineage: Eukaryota; Metazoa; Arthropoda; Insecta; Lepidoptera; Pieridae
Product: UBA-like domain-containing protein 2
Exons: 4
Coding region: 175-615 (146 amino acids)
Molecular function (GO): protein binding
Source: RefSeq, a predicted model, not a curated record